AUGACAUUCGUCAAUGAGAAGGAUGAAACUCAUAAUUUUACAAACGGUUAUCGCUUGUUGAAACCGUUAUGUUCUAUUAACAGAUCAAUAUUAAAAAUUGGCAAUCUGAUGUUGAAUUAUGCUAAUUCAGAAGAUAGUAGUACGGUUUGUCCGCAGCAACAUUGGACUGAAAUUAUAACAAUAUUGAUACGUUUAUUGAAUUUAGGCGAACAACUCAGCGUUUAUACAAUACGAAAAUCAACUGAUUUCGAAGACGAAUAUGAACGAUUCUAUUUCUAUAUUCUGUUGGCUGUUGGUAGCGCUACAAUCAUUGACUUUUUGUUUAAAAAUAAACUAUACAAAAUAUACUUGUCGAUUUUAGUUGAUAUUGGUGAACUCAUAGCAUAUUUAUUACUACUAGAACGUACAUCAUCCUUAUAUAUUACUGUGUUUAGUUUCUUUGGUGCCGAAAUAGUUCUACAUAUAUUCAAUAUUUAUUUAAUCGUAACUGAUCCACAUCAGCCCCAACAACAAGUCAGUUAUGGAUCAAUUAAAAUCAAAGAACUUAUUGGCAUGCUUAUUUUUCGUUUGUUUGUCUAUACUCUUACGAACUUGGGUCAAUUACUAUAUUUAUUUCUUCCAAAAGCAUCUACAUUUCGUCAUCGGUACUAUGAAAUAUUAACAAUAUUUAGUUUAUUUAUUGGAAGCAUUGCAUUUGAUUCAAUGUUAGAUGUUCUAAAGUAUGUGAAAAAAAUAAAACGUGUUAAUAGACAAAGCUUUAUCGGUCUAAUCCUUGAUUUUAUUAUUAUUCCUUUAUCAUUAAUUAUUCUUGGUAGUUUAGAACUACGCUCUAAGAGUUUAUUGAAUUAUGAUCGUGGUGUUUAUAUGUAUUGUAUUAUGAGCGGUGCUACUAUGAUUAUACUAUUUCUGACAAUUAUCGUUUGUUUUUUUAAACUUUUUUUUCUCACAAAAGAAAAUGAGGAUCAACAGUCGGAAGAAACACGACUCUUAGCUGCUGAAACCUCUUCUUUAUCAUGUUAGAUUUUAGAUUCAUUUUUUAUCUAUCGACAACAGAUGCCUAGCACUCGUGCUGAUACCAGUUGCAUGCAAUAAAUCACAGUUCACAUCACAACAUUUAAUGGCUGAGCACUUAGGCACAUAUUAAAGCAUGUUGGUAUUGAAGUUUUGUAUUUUUCUCAUUUAUGUCUGGUUUUAACUUCGGCUGCGAAUUACAGAAAUUGUAUUAAAUUCUCGUUCAGCUUGCUUAUGAACUUCGUUUAUCAAAAACUGUCCAACAUACUGCACUCGAAUUUUUAUCGAUGAUAGUAAGAUACCGAAAUUUUGCACAAUUUUCUUCUUCGCGGCUUGUCCAGCUAACGGCGUCCAUGUUUUGCUCUACUUCUUUUUUUACUUCUUUUUUUUAUUGCAAUAAAGCUACAAACUAAUCUAAAACGGCAACUAGAUGAUUAAGUAGAUUAAACAUUUCUCUACAAAAUGAAAAGUGUCU
Molecule: messenger RNA, 1486 nt
Organism: Didymodactylos carnosus
Lineage: Eukaryota; Metazoa; Rotifera; Eurotatoria; Philodinida; Philodinidae
Source: the annotation of a GenBank genome assembly